Messenger RNA from Dermatophagoides farinae (American house dust mite), 2259 nucleotides. Its product is annotated as ankyrin repeat domain-containing protein 13C. Lineage: Eukaryota; Metazoa; Arthropoda; Arachnida; Sarcoptiformes; Pyroglyphidae. Gene Ontology annotation, cellular component: cytoplasm. The record is from RefSeq and is a predicted model, not a curated record. Gene Ontology annotation, molecular function: signaling receptor binding. Gene Ontology annotation, biological process: protein retention in ER lumen.
UCGGAUUUCGGGUCAAUCUGUUUGCCUUACUUUCCAUAAGUAUCGAUCAGGUUUUAUUUACUGUUAUAAUUGCUUUCUCUCAUUGAUCAAUUCAUCAGAUUUUGUUCAACAUUUGUUUGUUUUCUUGCUAAUUACAGGUGUACAAACCAAUUUUUCAAUCUUUUAGUAGAUUGAAACGAUCAUCAUUAUUCAUCCAAAUAAGGCCAAGUGAUUUUUUAGUUAAGUUUCAUUUUUUUUCAAAAAAAAAAAAAUCCACGAAUCAGUUUUUCGUUCAUCACUUGAGUUUCUUACAUAAAAAUGUCCGAUGGAACAUGUUCGGAAGAAUCGGAAGAUUUUGUCGAUGCUGUUGAUGAUGUUCAAACAACACCGGUUACAAUAAACAUUACUGAUUUUGAAAAUGAACCCUUUCCUCUUCAUCGUGCCGUAUUUGAAAAUCGGCCAUUGCACUUUCUUACAGAAUUAUUAUCGUCCAUUACUAAACGGAACAAAUCUAUGGAUAUUGCCGAUAUUGUUGGACAAAAAGAUCUUCAUGGCAAUACGCCAUUACAUUUGGCAGUCAUGUUUGGUCAUCGUGAUCAUAUAAAUUUUUUACUUCAACAGAAUGCACCAAUCAAAACGAAAAAUAUUCAAGGAUGGACACCGUUAGAUGAAGCUAUCAGUUAUGGAGAUCGUAAAAUAAUCAAAAGUAUUCUAUUGCUUGGCCGUAAACAAGCUCGACAAUCAUUGGGUAAUCGAUCACCUAAAUUGAUGGAAACAUUACGAGCGAUCAAAGAUUUUCAAAUGGAAUUACGUUGGGAAUUUCAUUCAUGGAUUCCUUUAUUGAAACGUUUCUUACCAUCGGAUGUUUGUGCUAUAUCUAAACGUGGCUGUUCAUUUCGUUUGGAUACAACCCUUUUAGAUUUUAAUGAUCGCCGUUGGCGACGUGGCAAUUUAACCUUUUUGUUUAUCGGUAAUAAUGUUGGAAAAAAAUCUUCAAGUUCUAAUACAGCCGCCGAUCGCCAUUCAUUGGUUAUCAUGGAUAAUGAGCUUAAAGUUUAUCAAUACAUUCGUUAUAAUGAAGAAAUGGACAUUGAUGAAGAUGUCGACAUGUUAAUGAGCACGGAUUUAGUUUAUCUUCAACCCAAUACCAAAGCGAUUUCAUUUUCAAGAGCACAAAGUGGCUGGUUUUUCAAUCGUUAUAACAAGACGGAAAAAGUUGGACAAUUCGAUGCUGAUUUCUACAACAUAAAUGGAUUUAUGAUUGAAACAAAAAAACGUCGUGAACAUCUGAGUGAAGAAGAUAUUUAUGCGAAUAAAGCAAUUUAUGAGACAUUGAAAAAAUCUUUGGAACAGCAAAAAAAUCACCGAAAAUCAUCGCAAAAAUCUUUGGAAGAAUCAUCAUCAUCGUUCGAUGAUAUCGCCCAAAUCGAUCAACCUUCCAAGUUUAAUAAUACACAGCAAUUAUCGACUAACAAUGGAGGUAAUAAUCAUAUUAAUGGUGAUACAUCUCAUGAAACGGAUGCUGAUGAUCAUCAUUCUGGUGGUGAUGGUGGAGAAGAAACUGAUGAUGAAGAAAAUCUUAUCGAAGCAGCUAUGGUUUCGGCCAUGUCCGGUCAGGAUGAUCAAUUACCAAUUAAACCACGGCGGUCCCUUCCUCCGCCAACACAAACUAAUGUCACAUGGGAGCAAUACAUUAAUGCUCCAAAAGGUAUGCCACCAUGUCUUGGUCGCCAAUGGGAUCUUAAAGUACGAACAAAAAAUUUAAAAGCUACCAUUGCUAUGAGUCAAGAAUUUCCACUGUCCAUUGAAUCAUUGUUGAACAUAUUAGAAGUUUUCGCAACAUUUAAACAUUUCAAAAAAUUGAAAGAAUUCAUAAAUUUAAAUUUACCACCAGGAUUUCCUGUUAAAAUUGACAUUCCGAUGAUCGCAACUAUAUUGGCAAGAGUUACAUUUUUAAAUUUCAAUUACAAUGAUAAACUUGAUGCCAACAUGUUUGAAAUUCCAGCCGAUUAUACUGAAGAUCCGAAUCGAUUCCCGGAUCUAUAAUGACCAUAUUCAAUAAAUUUUUUGUUAAUUCUAAUAAAUUUAAAAAAAAAGUUGAUACAUAAAUAUUAUAUACCCUGUGAUUAACGAUAACUAAAAAAGGACGAUAAACUUAGUCAUUUUAUUGAAUUCAUUACAUAUUUAGAACCGAACAUUUUUUUUAUGAUAAAUAAAAAACAAACACCGAAUACACAGAAACAGAUUCUACAAACUAAAAAAAACCAUUCGAACAUGUUA